This is a messenger RNA of Heterotrigona itama, 875 nucleotides long. The record is from the annotation of a GenBank genome assembly. NCBI's taxonomy places the organism in Eukaryota, Metazoa, Arthropoda, Insecta, Hymenoptera, Apidae.
CACGUGUUUACCCGCCGAAAACUAUUAAGCCGAGUCUUCGUUAUGUUACAUCUACGGCGAUGAAGGAAAUCGUGAAUGUUAUAUUCAGUUUAUUAAUGAGUCUCUGAGAGAUUGCUCGAGCGUCCCCGCAGAGAAAGUGUCUGCUUGUUAUAAUCGUGUCCAAGUAUUUUUGCAGAAAAGUAACACAUUUUACAACAUAACCUCGGCAAAGAUGUCCCACCACAAUCAUAUGGCACAUAUGAUGAAUACAUCGAGUGAGCACGCAGCUCACGCAACUCAUCAAACUGUGGAUCAUCAGAGUAUGCACGAAAAUAUGCACAGUUCUGUGGACCAUGCUGGCAUGGAUCAUGGAAGUCACCUUACUGCUACCUCAGAAGCUUGUAGCAACAUGGGGAUGCACGGUAUGUCGAUGGUCUUCCAUGGAGGAUAUUGUGAAAAUGUAUUAUUUGAAUCGUGGAAAAUCUCGUCGAUCGGUGGCCUCAUAGGAUCGAUGAUCGGUAUCAUGAUCAUGGCCGCACUUUACGAAGGAUUGAAGUAUUACCGAGAAUAUUUAUUCUGGAAAAUGUAUAAUUCCCUUCAAUACAGGAGUGUCACGAUGCCGCAAGAGAAAAAUGUUGUAGCGGAGGAUAACAGAGUUGUACAAAAUUAAUCCAUUUGGUAUAAAUCUGUGCAGGCCCACAAUGUUAUCCUGGAUGCAUACGUUUCAAACGUUUUUACAUAUUGUGCAAAUUGUACUGUCAUAUUUCCUUAUGCUGAUCUUCAUGACUUAUAAUGUCUGGUUGUGUUUUGCUGUAGUAUUUGGUGCAGCAAUUGGCUACUUUUUAUUUGGGUGGAAAAAAUCUGUUAUUGUGGAUGUCACAGAACAUUGUCAUUAG